Molecule: messenger RNA, 5297 nt
Organism: Thamnophis elegans (Western terrestrial garter snake)
Lineage: Eukaryota; Metazoa; Chordata; Lepidosauria; Squamata; Natricidae
Gene: SLC22A4
Product: solute carrier family 22 member 4
Exons: 10
Coding region: 1040-2704 (554 amino acids)
Biological process (GO): transmembrane transport; carnitine transport
Cellular component (GO): membrane
Molecular function (GO): transmembrane transporter activity; ATP binding
Source: RefSeq, a predicted model, not a curated record
AUUUGUCGGGUCACGAACACAUAAUACCAAGGCACAUCCUUUACAAAGCAAUUCUAAAAUCAUUUCUUCACAAUGAGAGAUGAACAGAGCAUUUUUACAUGGCACUCUUAUCGCUGUUUAAUUUAAACCAGGAUUUGUGGAAUUAACUAUUUUGGGGGUUGCAUGAGAGAUUGAAUCACCAAUUAAACACCAGGGUUGAAAGCCAUUCUACAAUACACAAGAAAAACCGUGAUUCAAUUAGGCCUAUGGAAAUUCUCAGCCAUCCAGGUCAUGGUUGUCCCGAAAGUGCUUUUUACAUCAGGGCUGAAGAAGCGUCAUAGAUGAGAAGACAAACGUCUUCAAAGAAAAACAAGAAAGUCCAGUUGCCUCUUGAAAAAAGCACCUUUGCCAUUCAAUGAUCUUUGUCACAACUAGCUACUAUUGUAGGGCUGACUUCCAGCAAACUAGCCAGCCACAUUUUAACCUCAGGCAUUGGGUGAACCCAGACCAAAGGUUAGCUACUAGUAGCUCUGAUGUAAGCCUAGACCACUGCCUGAGCUAACCAGGAGUAACCACGCCAAGCCACACUUCAGCUUCUGUCCAUUUCUCCUGCAGAGCCUUCGCGGGCACACGCGAGUCUUUUUAGCGGAAGAAACAGCAAGAGGGCCGAGUAACCUCUCUUUCUCAGGGCCCACCGUCGGCACAUGAGCCGGCUUGUUUACCAGCGUUUCGAUGCCUUUUCCCGCCCAAAGCCUAGGCGUCGCCCUAAGGACGCCUCCGGGCGGGCUCACAAGCGACUCGCCUUCCGGCAGGAUGAAACCUCUCCGAUCGGCUGAAGGUUGUCUCGGGCGGGGCCGAUCAGAAACCAGCUCGGUGGGGGGGUGGCUGUGGGGGGGUGGCGGGGGGAGGCGAAAAAGGCGGAGUCUGACCGGCAGAGACCCCACCUCCGGAGAGAUGCCAGAACCAGUCAGAAGGGCGCAGCGCGGGCUCCUCUGUUUCGCACCCGGCGUGGGGGGUGUAGCUCUUCCUCCGCCGGCCGUUCUUUGUGCCCGUAGCCGCUAUGCGGGAUUACGACGAGAUCAUCGCCUUCCUGGGCGAGUGGGGUCCCUACCAGCGGCUCAUCUUCUUCUUGCUCAGCGCCAGCAUCAUUCCCAAUGGCUUCAACGGCAUGUCCGCCGUUUUCCUAGCCGGCACCCCCGAGCACCGGUGCCGGGUGCCCGCCAACGCCAACCUGAGCGCGGAGUGGCUGAACGCCAGCAUUCCCCUGGAAGAGCGCGACGGGCGGCAGGUGCUGAGCCGGUGCAGCCGCUACAGCCUGCAGGCUCUCAUCAAUUUCUCUGCCUGGAACCUGGUGCCCGGCCGCGACAUCAACCUCAGCCAGGUGAAGAGGGAGGAAUGCCUGGAUGGCUGGGAGUAUAGCCGGGAGGUUUAUCUUUCCACCAUCGUCACGGAGUGGAAUCUCGUAUGUGACAAUGACUGGAAAGCUCCUCUAACUACAUCUUUGUUCUUUGUGGGUGUGCUGCUUGGAUCCUUUAUAUCUGGACAACUCUCAGACAAGUUUGGCAGAAAAGCUAUUCUAUUUGCAACCAUGGGUGUACAGACAGGUUUCAGCUUCCUCCAGAUCUUCUCAACCAGCUGGGAAAUGUUCACAGUGCUUUUUCUUAUAGUUGGCAUGGGGCAGAUUUCAAAUUACGUUGUGGCCUUCAUAUUAGGCACAGAAAUUCUUGGCAAAUCAGUUCGUAUUAUAUUCUCUACGUUAGGAGUUUGCAUAUUUUUUGCAAUUGGCUACAUGUUGCUGCCACUAUUUGCUUACUUCAUCAGAGACUGGCGGAUGCUACUACUGGCUCUUACUGUCCCUGGGGUGUGCUGCAUUCCACUGUGGUGGUUUAUUCCUGAGUCUCCUCGGUGGCUGAUUUCUCAAGGAAGAUUCACAGAAGCUGAAGCAAUUAUUCGGAAGGCGGCAAAAAGAAACAAGAUUCCAGCUCCAGAAAUAAUUUUAGAUCCAGUGGAUGUAGAAGAUUUGAAAGCCAAGCAACAUCAGGGUGUGUUUUUGGACUUGUUCAGAUCACGAAACAUUGCAAUUAUGACUUUUAUGUCUCUUCUUUUAUGGAUGUUUACAUCUAUUGGCUAUUUUGGCUUGUCACUCAGCACCCCCAAUCUGCAUGGAGAUGCCUACUUCAAUUGUUUUCUGUCAGCAGUCAUAGAGGUCCCAGCCUAUGUGAUUGCUUGGCUCCUCCUACGAGUCUUCCCUCGACGUUAUACAAUAUCUGGCACCCUUUUCUUGGGAGGAGGAGUUAUUUUGUUCAUACAGUUGGUACCGCCAGAUCUCCACAUUCUGUCUCUCAUCUUAGUGAUGCUGGGGAAAUUUGGGAUCACAUCAGCCUUCUCCAUGCUUUAUGUCUAUACUGCAGAACUCUAUCCAACGAUAGUAAGAAACAUGGCAGUGGGUUCUACUUCCAUGUCAUCCCGGGUGGGCAGCAUUAUUGCACCAUACUUUGUUUUCCUGGGUGCCUAUGGUAAAUUUCUGCCUUACAUCCUCAUGGGCAGCCUAACAUUAUUGAUAGGGGUUCUCACCCUCUUCUUACCAGAAAGUUUUGGGAAACCGCUGCCAGAGACAUUUGAUGAGAUGCAACAAAUUAAAGGGUUAAGCAAAAAAAAACAUCUCUACAAGGUAGAGAUAUCAGAGCAAAAUGAACUGACCAUCAAGAAUAUGACAUCAUUUUGAUCAUAUCAAUUGAAUGGAGGAGUUUGUUGUUAAGUAUAUUUCUAAAGAUAUAUGAAAAUCAAUAACACUAUUGCAGAGACUUUUCCUAAUGAUCCUGCGGUUCUCAAAACACUGAUGUACCAAAUAUGUGGAAUUGUUUUAAAUUGCUGUGUUGGCACAAGUUACUUUUAUCAGUAACUAUUUCUAUUCCUUGGUUUGGGAUUUGCAUUUUUGUGAGGUCUUGAAUAUUUUCAUCUCUUCUUGAGGUGCAGGUAUUGUUAUUGUUAUAUGUGUAUUUAUACUUUAUAUAACUUUUUAGUUUUGUGUUUCUUGAACUCCAAACAUUAUUUUUAAGUAUUCUAAAGUCUGGAUUAAGAUCUAUAAUGUUUCGCUUUAGAAAAUAAAUGGCAGAAUUUUUGUGGAUAGGGCUGUAUCUUCUAAGGCUCACUUGAAAAAUCUUUAAAGGAAAAAUUAACUAUAAUAAAAUGUAACUUUAAACUUUAAAAAGAUAUUUUUGAAAGUGAAGCACAUGUUUUGAAAUUAGUUUAUCUAUUAGAAAUAAAUUAUAACCAUAUUUUCCUCUGUCAACUAGAAAACAACUCUGAAAAUCCAAAAUUUAAAAUGCACUAUCAUUGGUUUCUACCUUUUAGGAAAUUUGCCUGUCAAUGCACACAAUAUGUAGUUUUCUCCACACUUUUGCAUUCUACUUAUUUAUAUGAUCAAUUAAUUCACUGGGCCAAGUAAAACUCUUUAUUUUCUUCAAUGAGAAAUAUAAGUCAGGUGUUGUGUUGGAUUAAGUCAGCCUGCCAGAAGAAACUGUUUUAUGAAACUGGAUUUUUAAAACAUUUUAGGUGAUAAAGUAUUAAAGAUGACGGUGUGCAUGAGCUUGUCAGCAAAUCCUUUGCUGAGAAAGUCAUAUGAUAAGAUAGUGAUUUAAAUCAAGUAUUCAGACAAUUGGGUCUUUAUGUAUAGAUCACAAUUUAUUGUCCAUUAAAUACUGAAAUUCUUUAUCUUUUGUCCACAAAAUCAUAUGCCUGUAUCUAUUACUUGUUUGAAAAGCUUAAAAUGGCAUUUUAUGAAAAUGUAAACUUCUGUAAUUCAGAUUUUGCCUGCAUCAUGGGAGGAAACUGGCUUUCCUGCUUUUACUGCCCAAGUAACAUUCCUACUAAUAUAUUAAUCAGAUUUAAUUCAUUAAAAAGUAUGCAACCUGCUAACUGUAGCAAAACCGCAGAAUAUGCUGUGUUUCUGUACCAUUAAUCUGAACACAGCAUGCUUUGUUAUAAUACUACUAGUCCAGAACAAUUUGUUUUAUGACCUUAGAUGAAUCUUCUCCAUUGUGAUGAUCCCAAGAAAAUGCUGACUAUUUAUGAGACUGAUGGAGUUUAUAUUCUAAUAUAUCUGAUGGACAAGACUAUCUUGGACAUUAUCUGUGAAGGUUUUGUGAAGGCUGCUUUAAAUUUUACUUAGCAACAGUUUUAAAUAUGGCAAAGAAAGUCUUUAUAAAAGCAGCUUUUUCUAACCGCUCCUUUGAAAACUAAAGAUUAAUAACUUCACAUUCUAUAUGAAACAUCUGUAUCUACCUUGAAAAAGAAUGGCAAAAGAGCAAAGCAGCAUUUAAAUCAACUCCUUACUUUCAAGUGACAAAUUCAGGACUAGUACCUCUUGUUCCUUGUAGGAGAACACUUUGCCUUAUGAAGCCUGUGCAGUGAUGCUAGCAUUAUAUGAAUGUAUGCUAUGUUCAUUUCUUUUUCUAUUUUUUAUGGUUCUGGUACAAAACAUUACCAGUCUUUAACAUGACUCUUCUAAUAUUCAAGUUAUUUGCAAGAUUGCCAGGUUCUGAAUUGCAAGCUAUCGCUGUGGAUCCACAGUGUUUUCUCAGGUUUUUACCUAUGGCAAACAGGCAGGAUACUGAAACACCAUGGGGGGGGGGGGGAGAGUUAAAAUUAAUAAUGUAUUGUAAUCUGGCAAUAUAUUAUGUAUAAAUAUAUUAUGUAUAAAUCUUUUGAACAAAAUAAUGGAUUCCUAUACAGUUUUACCCUGUUGUAAUUGUAACUGUUUCUAAGAUAAUAUUUGUGGUACUUUUUUGGAGAAUCUAGUUUUUCUAGAGUUUUUUCAUUGUUUGAGAGUCUCUUGAUUUUUAGUUCAACACUGUCCAGUUUAGAAAGCUGCACUUUCUAGAAGAUUGUGACUUUGCAAUUUUGUUUUUAAUUUUUGGAGGGAUCACUUCUCAAAGACUAUUACAGUAUUACCUGACCUAGUGCAAGUUGUAAAGACAUUUUAACCUCCUGAUAUAUCCAUAAUUUCUUAUAAUAUAGUUGCUUUCAUCUGAGGUCCAAUUUAGUAAUUGAAGAAAGUCUACUAAAGAAAGCAACAAUUGUAAUUUUUUUGUCUUUCAUUGCUAAGUAGCUGAAGAUUUAUAACUUCCAGGCAUGGUUUUUUGGCAUAUUAUGUUCUGUAGUAUUAAUAAUUACUGCAUAAAAAUAUUUUUCAGUAAAAUGUACAUUCUUUGCCAAAAUAGAUCUUUCUCAGGGAUUUUUCAUAUAAUGAUUGCAAUCUUCCAAAGACAGGAAAUGGAAGGACCAUUUGGAAUGGAGGAAGGCAAGUCAUUGUCACA